AUGAACACCACCUGCUUUCUAAAAUAUUUUGUCCAAAAAGCAAACAAAUAAAAAACUCUAGAAUCCAUUAAUUAAAAAAAGUUAUAAAAGUGGAAAUCCACAACUUUCUCAAAGGCUAAUCUUUUAAAUAGCAAAUGACCUUUAUGCAUAAUAAUAAUAAUCACCACGGUGGCAUGCUGGGAAAAUAACUAAUAAUAAAGAAAAAGUCGUGCAACUGAAAAAAAUGACAACACAAUGGCUCCUUUUGCUCUUAAAUAAAAGUGUGAAAUAUCCAUUAUGAUAUUUUUGUAGGAUUGACUCAGACCUUGGUGUUUAAAACCAAAAUAAAAUAUUCAAUGGUGUGUUUUUGCCUCCCAAAGUUGAAAUAUCAAUAUGCUUAUUUCCAGACGGAGGCGCGGCCAGGAGAAACGAUGAGCUGUGAUCCGCCCUCUGCAGCAGCUGGCUGCAGCAGCACCAGGAUGCAGCAGGAGAGAAGAAAGAAUAGUUGCUAAUAACUUUCAAACUGGGAGUGUUUUACCGUCAUGCGCUGGAAAAGUGAAGUGAAGGUAGAGUGCUGCUUCAACGGCAGAGAGAGCGGAUCUCUGCUGUCCAACGAUGAGCGUCUCGUCAUGUGUGAGGAUUGCAAGGGAGACGCAGAGCUGCUGGGUAAAUGCUCUGAGGACAGGAGAGACAUCAUGGGCGCGCCGGUGGAAGUUUUGGAUGAAGACACUUCAUCCCCGCGGGCGAUGCCAUCCGCGCCGCUUCUGGGCAGGAGCGUGUGCGCCAAUUGCAACGAGGAAAUAGUGGAUAAAUACUUAUUAAAGGUUAACGACUUGUGCUGGCAUGUGCGCUGUCUCUCGUGCAGCGUGUGCCAGACUUCGCUUGGCAGCCACGCGAGCUGCUACAUCAAAGAGAAAGAGGUGUUCUGCAAACUGGAUUAUUUUCGAAGAUACGGCACCUGGUGUGCGUGCUGCGGCAGGAACAUCCACGCCACAGACUGGGUCCGCCGGGCCAAAGGGAACGUUUAUCACCUGGCCUGCUUCGCCUGCUUCUCCUGCAAGAGGCAGCUUUCCACCGGGGAGGAGUUCGCUCUGGUGGAAGGGAAGGUGCUCUGCAGGAUUCAUUAUGACUGCAUGCUGGACAACCUCAAGCGGGCCGUGGAGAAAGGGAACAAUGUGAACAUGGAGGGCGCCGUGCCCACUGAACAGGAAAUUAAUCAACCAAAACCCUCAAAGAGAGCCCGAACCAGCUUCACGGCCGAUCAGCUGCAGGUGAUGCAGGCUCAGUUCGCUCAGGACAACAACCCUGAUGCUCAAACACUGCAGAAGCUGGCAGAGCAGACCGGCCUCAGUCGAAGGGUCAUACAGGUCUGGUUCCAGAACUGUCGAGCUCGCCACAAAAAGCACGUGAGCCCCAACCACACCUCCAGCACCUCGAUGACCACCCUGCAGCCCAGCCGCCUGUCCCAGCCCACCCCGACCCCAGAGGAGCUGCAGUACACAGCCUACGGAGGCCCAGAGGGUUCAAUGCUCUCAGCGCUACACUCCUUCAUAGACAUACACUCUCCUCCUUCCAUGUUUCAGCCGUUGGUGCCAGCCCACGCUAUGGCCUCCCUUCCUGUGUCUCACGCCUAAGCUGCUGUCUUUCUUUAUCAUAUCACACACACACACACACACACACACACACACACACACACACACACACACACACACACACACACACACACACACACACACACACACACACACACACACACACACACA
Molecule: messenger RNA, 1742 nt
Organism: Nothobranchius furzeri (turquoise killifish)
Lineage: Eukaryota; Metazoa; Chordata; Actinopteri; Cyprinodontiformes; Nothobranchiidae
Product: LIM/homeobox protein Lhx8
Biological process (GO): neuron differentiation; regulation of transcription by RNA polymerase II; forebrain neuron development
Cellular component (GO): nucleus
Molecular function (GO): DNA-binding transcription factor activity, RNA polymerase II-specific; RNA polymerase II transcription regulatory region sequence-specific DNA binding
Source: RefSeq, a predicted model, not a curated record